GUGACAUUAUACCUCUCCAACAUAUAUAACAUUACAUGUGAUUCUGAACACUGUAAUUUGUAAAAAGAGUAACAAAUCUAGGAUAUUUCGGUGGUAUAUUGUAUUUCAAAAAAGAAUCGGUGGUAUAUAUAUUCUCUUCCCACAUCACAGUUUAUUUUCUGAUUAUUUCCCUGCAUUUCAUAUAUAUUUUAGAAAAUAAAUAAAUAUAUACAGACUAGUGUAUUCAAACUAUCCUGUUAACAGAAAAUAUUAAGUGGUUCUUAAAAAUAUGUGUGAAAAACAAUUCCAAAAGGUGCAUUUUCUAUUUAAUUCUGCUAAAAAUAUGCUUUAACAAGUGAAAAAUCAUAUUGAGAAAGAAAAAAACACGAAGACUAAUCAAAAACUAACUAGAAGUGUUCCCAAAAUAACGCACAUCCACAUCUGUUUAAAAAAAAGGAACACCAGUUUUGGAUCUAUAGUAUUCUUUCUCUCCACUGAUGAUCAGUAUCAUUACGCUUUGGGUGAAACCAAACGUGGUCUGAAAGAAUAGUUUGCAUGGUUAGGCAUUAUCCCAUCGUGAAACAAACCGUGGUCUGAAAAAUAGUUUGCAUGGUUAGGUAUUUUCCCAGCAAUGGCCAGACCGUCCUGCCAAUCCAUCUUGGGUUCUGGCCGGACAACCCGUCCUCCCCCGGUGAUCUUAUUAUUACUAAAGCUUUCUCGGCCAAGCUUCCGGUGGUUUGCCGACAUGUUCACAGUAAACAACCAUUUGGAUUGUUCAGAGGCGAAAAUGCGAUGAACUAUGCAUUUUCAACAUUCUUGCUCGAGGCAGUUAUUGUUAUUUUCUUCAUCAAAGCCACUUGCUUCAUCCUCCGACCUUUACGUCAACCUCGUAUCGUCUGUGAAAUCAUUGGUGGUAUGAUGAUAGGACCGUCCAUGCUUGGAGGAAGCCGUAAUUUUAGUUACUACGUGUUCCCACCUAUUUCAAACUACAUAUUCACAAACUUGGGACUAAUGGGAUUCUUCUACUUCUUCUUUCUCACUGCGGCCAAAACCGACGUCGCAUCCAUUGCAAAGUCUCCAAAAAAACACAAGUACAUUGCUGCCAUCAGCGUUCUCGUCCCAAUGGUCUGCGUUGGGGCCACGGGGAUGGCCAUGCGUGAGCAAAUGGAUAAAACCAUGGGGAAGCCUUCUUCCGUUGGAGGGAUAGCGUUUGCCUUGGCUUUCAGUUCUUUCCCUGUCAUCUACACCAUCUUAAGAGACAUGAACCUUCUCAACUCUGAGGUGGGGAAGUUCGCCAUGUCGGUGGCUCUCCUUGGGGAUAUGGGAGCGAUCCUCGUGCUUGUAUUUUUCGAGGCUGUCGUUCAAGCAAACGUAGCAGGAGCCAAAGCUGCAGUCUUCUACGUUGUAUCAGUUGUUAUAUUCAGUGCUUUUAUGAUUUUGGUCGUGAAACGAGCAUUUGAGUGGGUGGACGACCAAACACCUCAGGGAAAACUCGUCGACCAAAACUACAUUGUCAUGAUUCUCAUGGGUGUUCUUGUUGCUUGUUUCUUAACGGACAUGCUUGGUUUAUUGAUAGGCACCGGACCUAUUUGGUUAGGGUUAAUAAUCCCUCACGGUCCACCGUUGGGUUCAACGUUGGCUAUUCGGAGCGAGACCUUUAUACAUGAAUUUUUAAUGCCUUUCUCGUUUGGUUUGGUGGGACUCUACACAGAUGUUCACUUCCUUAGCGCUGAUGCUUGGGACCACCAACUAGCUCCUCUUGUAUACAUGACCACGGUUAGCUUCAUCACCAAGUUUAUCUCUGUGGCUGCCGCUGCUGCUUUCUUUAAAGUCCCUACUAGAGACAGUCUCACUCUUGGCCUCAUUAUGAACUUGAGAGGUCAACUAGAUAUCAUGCUCUACUUGCUUUGCUUCAGGAAACAUGUUGUCGGUCUACCCGGUUUUACUCUCUUGGUUUUGCAUACGGUUGUCAUAACAGGAGUAUCAACACCGAUCAUCAGCUUCCUCUAUGAUCCAAAUCGUCCUUACAGGAUCAGCAAGCACCGGACCAUCCAGCACACUCCACCAUCCACCGAGAUGGGUCUUGUUCUUGCCGUCUCCAACCAAGAAGCCUUGUCUGGCUUGAUCACGUUCCUUGAUUUCGCCUAUCCCACUACAAGUAGUUCAUUUGCUAUAUACGCAAUCCAGCUAAUGGAGUUGAUGGGGCGAGCUUCACCAGUUUUUAUAGACCACAAGCUACAAAAAGAGGAGGAAGACAAAGAGGGGGACGAAGAAGAAGGGCGAGUAGACCAAGUGCAAAGCGCCUUUAAGCUGUACCAAAAGAAGAGAAAAGAGUGUGUGACGCUGCAUGCCUACACUGCUCAUGCUCCAAAGCGUCUAAUGUACCAAGAUAUUUGCGAGCUGGCCUUGGCCAAGAAAACCGCUUUCAUUCUCUUACCUUAUCAACGAGAGCGUCUUGAGGACAAUGCACCUACCGAGCUACUUGACCCCGGCAUGCUGUCCGUGAACGCUGAUGUCUUGGCGUACACACCUUGCUCUGUAUGUAUCUAUUAUGGUAAAGGGCGGCUUAGAAACGCCAAGGUUCGGUCCUCGGUUGACCAGCAACAUUCAAUUCUACCGAGCCGUGUGAGGCAAGAAACAUACCGUUUUGUGGUUUUGUUCUUAGGAGGAGCUGAUAACAGAGAAGCUUUGCAUCUGGCAGACAGGAUGACAGCAAAUCCGGACAUUACGUUGACGAUAGUUAGGUUCUUGUCGUUCAACCACGAAGGAGAGGACGUGAGGGAGAAGAAGCUAGACGAUGGGGUGGUGACAUGGUUUUGGGUUAAAAACGAAAGCAAUGAUAGGGUUAGUUAUAAGGAGGUUGUGGUCAAGAAUGGUGCGGAGACGCUAGCUGCGAUCCAAGCGAUGAAUGUCAAUGACUAUGAUCUAUGGAUAACAGGGAGGGGAGAAGGGAUCAACACAAAGAUUCUAGAAGGGCUUGAUGCGUGGAGCGAGGACCACCAGCUUGGAGUCAUUGGAGAAACUGUGGCUGGGAGUAUAUUUGCAUCAGAAGGUUCGGUGUUGGUGGUGCAGCAACAAGUGAGGAAUCAAAAGGGUGGUGAUUGUUUCUUGAACGGCAAGUUUGAUUAUAAAAAUUUAGUGUCUCCUUGGUCAUGUCAUAAUUGAGUAAUUAGAACGGUUGAUUAUCUGAUUAGGUCAUGUUAUACAAUCUGUUUUAAAAACUAAAUCGUAAAACAUUUAUAAAAAUGUACUGAAACAUCAAUCUCUCUUUCUUUCUUUCUUUUUUUUUGUUUUCUUUUCUCGUGAAUGUGUGUUUCUGAAAUGAAAUAGCCAAGAACCAUUCUCUAAGUUGCUUUGGUCUAGUGGUACAGGAGCUCCAGCUGGAGUGUCCACCCCUGGGUUCGAGCCUUGGGCACUGCGGAAUUUACAUGUGGGCUGCAGCAUCCGAGACCGAAGACCGUUACACGGUGAGCCACAUGGUGACGCCCUGGCAGCGUCCAUGCUCACUUCGGUCUCUAGUUUGGACCACCUCGUUGGGGCCAGGAUACUCGGUUAGCAAAAAAAAAAGAACCAUUCUCUAAAGUGUCAGGAUCAAGCAUGGGACAUCUGUUGUUUGAGGGUUUUCAGACAAGACAGAUUCUUUACACCACAUGUUACGUCAAAUGACGAGAAUUUAAGCCACUUCACGUGCCAUCCCUGAUCCGCUGCGGUGUGCACGUUAGUCUUCUGUCCCCUGAGCACUUUAGCUACUGGGUGUAAGCUCAAGAACUUGGAGCUUGAUAGGUUGCUGCAGUGGUGGAGUUUUGGUUCGUGUACAUGUGUUACACAUGGAGAGUAAUGUUUGACACAUGUUUCGGAGAAUAAAAAGAAAACAUCAAGAUGCGAUGAUGUGUGAUAUUUCUAUAUGCUUGGUUGACGAAAUAAGCAUUAAAGGAAUGUUAUUAGAUCACAAAUUGGAAGAUUUGGUGAUGCUAAAAUAUAGGAAAUAUUAUAUUAGAUAAUAGGAAAAGAUUAUUUAAUAUAUAUUGUGGCUUUACCUAAGAUUAGGGUUAGAGCUUUUACGUUGUAAUUCUCAGAGAGAAACACAAAGGGUUUUGGGGUUUCAUAACUGAGUGAAUUGGUAGACUUGAUCAACAGGUGUUGAGUCAAACAAGUUGAGUGUGUUAGAAAUCGACACGUGUUGAGUUGUGUAAUCGGAUCAAACAAGUAUGUAAGAGAUUGUGUAAAGGAUUUCUAAUAAAAGAUAUACGAGUUCUUGGAAUUACUUUGUGCCUUGUGUUUUCGUUGUAUCUCGAUUUUACAAUUGGUAUCCGAGCAGGACACCUAUACGAAGGAGGGGUCUUCGAACCAAGGUGAGAUCCUGAGAAGAGAAUAUGGCGAUUUUGGCACACAAUAUUUUGCUGCUGAAUAAUGUGAAUUAUGGAUAUUGAAAAGUGAGAAUGAGAGCAAACUUUCGUGGAGCUGAUGAAGAUAUAUGGACAGUUGUUCAAUCUGGAUGAGAAGAACUGUGGGUGAUGCAAGAAGAUGGCUUGAAGACACUUAAAUCGAAGACAAAGUGAACUGCAACAGAGAAAAAACUUUCAAAGUUUAACGCGAAAGCACUGGAUACAAUCUUCAGUUCUGUAGAUGGAAAGAAAUUUGAGCUUAUACAGGACUGUGAAUCAGCUAAGGAGGCUUGGGAUAUACUACAAAAUGCGUUUGAGGGUACUGCGAAUGUUAGGAGGAUAAAAUUGGACUUGCUUACAUCACAGUUUGAAGACAUAAUGAUGAGUGGCGAUGAGAAGAUAGGAGAAUUCAAUGCAAAGCUUAGCUCCAUAGCCAAUGAAGCACAAGUUUAAGGUAAAAAAAUACGAAGAUGCAAAACUGGUGAAGAAACUUUUGCGAUGUAUACUUACUAAGUUUGCAGCACAUAAAGCGGCAAUAAACUUGACGAUGAACACUGGUGAACUCAAGUUUGCUGAGAUAGUAGGGAUAUUAAAGGCUGAGGAGAUGGAAUUGGAAUCUAAGUUUUCAAAGUCUGCUCAAGACUCUAGAGUUACAGUUGAUGAAGACAACCAAAGAGCUCAAAAACUUGAAGAAUCUAUUCAGCUGAUGAUUCAGAAACUUGAAGAAACCAUGAAUCUCUUGUAUAAGAUGUCCAACGACAGACUGCCUAGAGAAGAAGAAAGACAUAAAAUGCAGAGAGGGGUGUGUUUUAAUUUUCAUGGUAUUGGACAUGUCAAAACACAUUAUCCAUCAUUCAAGAGAAAAGAAAUCAAGUGUAAUGGAUGUAAUGGUUAUGGGCCCAUAAAAUCAGAGUGUGUGAACACAAAGAAGAUGAAGAUGAAGAGAACUUGCAGUGAUAAGAAGCCAGAGAGAAAAGAAGAUGCUCUCAAUUUUGUGACUCUUCAUGGAGUUAUGGGGUCUGAAAAAGACAUCACUAAAGGUGAAUUUAGUGCGUCAUAUGGGUCACACACCAAUUUUGAUGCGUCACACAGUGAUACAGAAAGUGAUCUACAUGCGGAUCUUGUAGUUGAAUACCAGAUUCUCUUUGGUAAAUUUGCAGAACUCAGUCACGAAAACUUGCAGCUCAUCAAGGAUAAAGCUAUGUUAAAAUCUCAAGUCAACAUCCUAGAGAUGGAAUAGACUGACACGAAGGGUGAAUCAAAGUGUAGGAUGAUAGAGAAUGAUGAGGAAGAUGAGCUUCAAUCUCUUAAGAGAGUUAUCGCAGAGCAGAACCGAGUUCAACAAGAGUCUGAAAUAA
Molecule: messenger RNA, 5722 nt
Organism: Brassica napus (rape)
Lineage: Eukaryota; Viridiplantae; Streptophyta; Magnoliopsida; Brassicales; Brassicaceae
Product: cation/H(+) antiporter 24-like
Exons: 2
Coding region: 589-3144 (851 amino acids)
Biological process (GO): regulation of pH; proton transmembrane transport
Cellular component (GO): membrane; endomembrane system
Molecular function (GO): antiporter activity
Source: RefSeq, a predicted model, not a curated record